AAGAGGAAGAAGAAGGGAUCGAUCUGCAUGUUGACGGAUGAAUUUUACAGGAGCGGAUACCGUUAGAACGGCGUCAUGGUGGAAAGAGUGUUCACAGAUCGGAGCGUCACGUCUCGAAAUUCUACCCUUCCUCUCUAUGUCGGUCGUCGUGAUCGUUCGUCGAAAUGUAUUCUUGUCCUCCGAUGCCACCGGCACCCUGCCCACCGGACUGUCCGCCCUCGAAACCGAAGGACGACGAGUCGUCCAAGUACUACCGCGAAAUCGGGACCGAGAUGAUCGGGAAUCGGUUGAUAAUCCGCAUGGAAAGGGAGAAGGGGAAAUCGAGGAAGCUGAAGGACUGGGACCCGCCGUGUGACUGCGACGUGGUGAUACAGAGGCCCACCGGGAAAGAGGGACCGAAGAUAUUAAAAGUCGCUGACAACAAUCAAAUUCUGUUCCGUAUCGAGUCGAGGUCCUCCAUGUCGAAGAAGGAUGGCAACGAGAUGAUGCCUCAAGCCGUCUCUUACGAAGUCGGCCAAUGCAGGGGUGGGCCAAAUACGAACGAUCAGUGUAGGACGGUCACUAUUUAUCCGGUUGCCGACAGUGCGGGUGCUCAGCAAGUGCACACCGAUCGGCUUACGUUGGACGACGAGAACGUGUUCUUGUUAAAAGUGAAGAACAAACCAGAUGCUGACGACAAACCGAGAAAGAACAUAGAGCUCGAGAUGAGGACACCGAAACCGCCGAGUCCAUCGGCUGCACCCACUUCGCUGACUAUGUCUUCGUCCACGAUAAAAUUGUCGGAAUCGGAGAAGGUCGCUCUCGAGGCAGAGGAAGACUGCUUCAAAGCCGGGGCACCGCCGAAGCCGACGAAAAGAGAUAAGAAAAGGAAAAAGAAGAGGAGAUGAAAUUUGCACUUUGCAUAUAUAAAAAAUAUAUAAGUUCGAUCGCGUCGGCAGCAUGGGACGAUCUGUCCUGUCUCCAAACGAAGCCAGCGAAAAUGCGAAGACAGGUCUGCGACGCGUAAGAAUGCACGAGUCACUGUUCGCGUCGUUCGUUCAUCCGCGGUAGGAGCAGCCGUGGCUGAUCGGUUCGUCACGGCCAGAUGAGUUGCCGCCGGUGGUUUCCAUUCUUGAGGAGGGCCAUAGCUUGUCGAUGAACGACGUCUCUCUCCCGGGACCCCGUUCUGCUCAUUCACACCAUCCUCCUAAUUGACUCUGACUCCUACCGUGAUCAUUGUACGCUGUAUUUCGCAGAAGUCUACUAUCCCAUUCAUCCUGGUAACGGAGGUUCACGUUUCUCUGUGAUUACGAAAAGUUCCAAUGAACGUGGCAGUUCCUCGAGUCAGUCACGACUCGUGAUUAUCAUUAUCUAUUUAUUUGGACGAAUUCGAAUCUGGAUCUUCUUCCACAUCGAUUUCCAUCCCUUCGGGUGUGAUGGAAAUUCGUAUACACCGUCUCUCUCUCUGUGUGGUCGACGUCUCUUGAAAAUAAUUCUGACCAAUAAAUCAGACCUGCCGGUAGAUCAACUCGAGGUAGGAAAUGUCACGAUGUACGAAAAACAGCGUGACACGCACGGUCGCGGUGGUAGGUGGAAAGACAGACGUCUUUUCCAGCGGGAAUCGACGGUAAAGAAAAGCCUGCGGUCAGCGGUGAACGAAACGACGAUUGACCAAGAUAUUGUACCUACGUGGGACGAGAGAAGGAUCUCUUCGAGGGAGAAGAAUGAUUCGAGAGACCGAUCGAGUAACGAGGGGACGAUUCUCGCACGGUUUUCACGCCAGUUUUGAGACCUGUCCACCACCUCUGCUCUUCUAACGAUUCUCUCAUCGAGAUCGAACCAAGAAGCCGAGAUCAUCGUUGACGAGUGACGCAAGUUGCAUUAAUCCAAACGACUGAUCGCGAGCACACGGUUUACGUUGUACGUCUUACGACGACGUACAAUUUUCACUGCCACGAGAGAUACCGUGACAAAUGAUCUAAUUCUACCUGAGGUCAUUGUUAAUGCCAUACGCCCGCGAUACCGUUCGCGACCCAACCGGUUACGCCCAUAAUCAUCCUUUCGAGUUGACGUCGAUGGCACCCAUUUUUCAUCGGACGCGAGGUGGCCCUCCCACGACAGUCGAGAUCUCACGAUGUUACCCUGAAAUAUCGUCUUCAUUCGCUGUUCCCUCGUUGUCUGCGUUCAGUAUUUUUUUUCUCUUUUAAUUCCCUGA
Molecule: messenger RNA, 2194 nt
Organism: Ceratina calcarata
Lineage: Eukaryota; Metazoa; Arthropoda; Insecta; Hymenoptera; Apidae
Exons: 3
Coding region: 165-887 (240 amino acids)
Source: RefSeq, a predicted model, not a curated record